CAGAAAUAGGAACAACACAGUAAAGUAAACUACAAAUUUUUCCUCAUUUUUCCAAACAUUUUUUUUUUUUUUGUAUUUCCAAUCACUCGAAAAUAAUUUAUUUGCCCACAAAAUGGCUGAAGCAGAUGAAAACUGUGAUGAUGUCGUAGUCAAGAAAAAGAAAAAGUCCAGCAAAAAGAAUUGGGUUAUGUGCUGCAAGAAGGAUUUGCCGCCGCCACCGAAGCCCGCGCCCGUCGAAAAGCCACCACAAGUCGUUAAAUGCGAACCGAUUGUGAAGCCACCAAAGCCAAAGAAAGCCGACGCAGAGCCCGUGUGCGAAAAGGCAUCAUUCUAUCGCUCUGGCGACGAGCUACGCGCAUAUCUGGACCGCGAGGUGGUGCCCAUCAUGAUGGAGGGCAUGGUGGCUCUGGCUCGUGAUCAGCCCAAGGAUCCCAUUAGCUAUCUGGAACACUUCUGGCUGGAUGAGAAGCACAAGUGCGACAUACCCCUGCCAGAGAAUCUGCUCUAGGCUAGCCGCAGUAUUCACCGCACACUAAACGGACUUGCCCCUUCCCUGAAUCUCACGCGUUGUCUCUAGCUCUACUUAACUUUCAAGAUAUCAAACACUUAAAUGUUUCUGGUUUUACGUUUGGAUGGAGGAGAAGCACAAGUGCGACAUACCCAUCCCAGAAGAUCUGUUCUCGUUAAAUGAAUGUUUACUGUACACAACACAUACCCACGGCUUCCCUCUCUCUUCUACGUUUGACUGGAGGAGAAGCACAAAUGCAACACGCCCAAGCCGCAGAAUCGACCUUACGUAGCCUAAGUUCACUUUACUUUUAUCGGUUUUGGUCCUUUCUUCUUCCUAGCGCGUUCGCCCGUGUUCAUCUCAUCUUUCAAGAUAUCAAGUAGGAAAUGUUUCUAGCUCUACGUUUGGCUGGAGGAGAAGCACAAGUACAACAUACCUAGACGCACUCUUUAUAGCUGGAGUCUUCAAAGUACACUAAUCAGGCUUGCUCUGCCUGUCGUUCGCCCUCUCGCACCUCUCAUACUUGUAGAUAUCACACAGUAAAUGUUUAUGGUUUUACGUUGGGAUGGAGGAGAAGCACAAGUGCGACAUACCCAUCCCGGAGAAUUUUGUUUAACAGAGUAUUCACUAUACACUAAUCAAACUUGAUAUCGUCUCCCUUCAAUCUGUCUCAAAUUUCAAAAAUAUGAAAACAAAAUAAAUGUUUCUGGUUUUACGUUUGAAA
This is a messenger RNA of Drosophila mojavensis, 1232 nucleotides long. RefSeq names its product protein dpy-30 homolog. Bases 113 to 508 code for a protein of 131 amino acids. The record is from RefSeq and is a predicted model, not a curated record. The transcript has a single exon. Lineage: Eukaryota; Metazoa; Arthropoda; Insecta; Diptera; Drosophilidae.